GAGGACGAGGAACCUAUCGUCUGAGGAGGUAACAAGGAAGUCGGGAUUUGGCCUGAUCCUAUACUUCGGAUGACAGCCUCAGGUCAGCCCCCUGGCUAAGAGACCUACCUCUGCCUGUUUUUUUUUUCUUUCCUUUUCAAUACCAAUCUCCAAGCUACGUAUACUUCCAAAUGUAUACCAGCCAGCUUCCCUCAGCCGUGCUCUAACCAGCAGGCUAUAAUGAGACCCCCCAUCAACUCUAGCCUCUAGACCCCUCCUCUCUCUAAGCCUGCGCGGCCCUUGCCAGAUGUUGCCCUCACUUCAAAUGCACCAUAUGGUGCAGCCUUCACUGCACCUUGACUCUCCAUCACCCAUCCAACUAGACCGCAGACAGGGCCGCCUGUCUUUCCCUCAGUAUGGAGGCAUCGCCGCAAGAGCUUCUGGGUCGUCACUGGCUUUCGGUUUCGCGCCCGCCCACCGAGCCUUCCCCAUUCGUUCUUCACAACCGCCGGCGCCAUCCCUGCCGACUCAUCCGAGGUCGAACGCGUUCAUGAUUCCGUCCCACCUAGCCGAACACGACGAACAUCAACUUCGACGCAAAACCCCGAACGGUACAAUAGAUGCCGGCUACGAUGGGAACCCAGCCCAGCUCGCGUCUGGUCCGCCACCCUUAAAGCACAUGAUACUACCUGCAUCUUCUAAUUUUAUACCCACUGCCGUCUACUCGCAACAAGACGGUCAUGCGAUCAAGCACCAAGCCAAACUCUCGGCUGACAACUGGUCUUUCCAGUCUGCAAAUUUCAAUGUCCCAGACCAUAGUAACCUUCUAGGUCCCGACUCGAAUUCAUUGGCUUCAGGAGGUGGUUGGCAUCACGGUUUCGGUAAUGAUUCUCACAACUUCGUGGCCCUUGAUUGUACACCUGGUGGUUUGUCUACGGCCUACUAUCCUUACAAUAAUGGCGUCAAGAUCCCGACAGCUCUGCAACCUAUAUAUCAGCAUUCUCCAGGGCCGGCCAUUUUUGACAAUGGGGGCCUCCUUCCACCCUCAGCCUGGCCCGAUGCGAACAUGCCUACUUAUCAUCCUACCGCACACCCAGGAGCCUUGAGCCACCAUAAUAUAAGCCAUCAAUCAAUGUCCCAUAUCCACUCUGCCAAUGUGCUCAUGCCGUCAAGAACUCCCUACAAUACCCUCCUACCCCGUUACGACGAACCCUCGAUAGGCUUGCAGGCGCCAGCUCAUGGGCUAGAGUCUCUUACACUUGAGUCUACUCCGUUUCACAGACCUCGACCUGAGUUAAACGAGCCCACUACGCCCGGAAUGUUUAGAGAGAAGGCUCUCGCAAAUGCUCAUCGGUCUUAUAUCGAGCUAUUAGCGUAUCUCCACCAUAAUAGAAAGUCGCACGGUCGCUCCACGCAGGAAGUCAAAACUUCGAAAAUGGUCAUAUUCCCGAAGCUUCCUCGCCCCCAAAGUCAUCCUAGUUCUGCUACUUCUUCACGGCGGCCCCAACAUGCCUUUGGGGAUUUGGGCGGUAGCAACGGUCACAUAAUGGGUUCGCGGGCCGAUCCAUCGCCAGAGUCAUUCGGGCCGCGUGUCAUGAAACAACAACCGCGGAGCGGCGGAACGUCGCAUUCGGCCUUCUAUCAUUUAUUCAACUCGGAAAACUCGGGGUACCCUAUCGCCGACUCAGAACGAGUUACAACAUCCAGCACGCCCCUCUCCGGCGCUAAAACUGCUGUGGUAAUGUUGACACAUCUGUGUGAACAAAGCGGCUGGAAAUGGGUCGACGGAAUGCUGCUUGGAGGCUGUUUACACUAUGGCCUCGAACAUUAUGAACAAUCCUUAGAAUGGUUCCAAAGGAUCGUAUCCCUAGAUGAGACCCAUGUUGAAGCAAUUUCCAAUGUCGCUGCUGCCCUGUACUGUCUUAACCGACAUGACGAGGCGGAGCGUCAUUGGCUGCGGGCCGUCCGCCUCCGGCCAAGCUAUCUGGAAGCUGUUGAGCAUCUUGUAGGACUCCUCUGUUCGAACCACAGGAGUAAGGAAGCUGUUGAUAUAAUCGAUUCGGUCCAGCAGUCUAUCCGCCUGCAUAAUGUCCGCCUCAGCUAUGACGUGGGCGUAGACGCAAGCAAUGGAAUUAGCGAACCCAUAUAUGGUGCGCCUGAAUCGCAUGCGCCUAUCCCCCCUGGGUCAACGAACAACGGGGGUGACUUGCAAGAGUCAAGGCUGCCUGGGUUUAGCUCAAGUGGCUAUCGCGUAGCUGGUAGCGAGAACGGUCGUGUAAUUGCACUGAUACACGCCAAAGGAAAUAUGUUGUAUGCACUAAAGGAUAUUGACAGGGCUUCCGAGGCGUUUGAGGAGGCAGUGCUCAUCAGUACUGGACGAAAGCUUCGAUGUAUUCAUUCGCUCAUUCGUAAGAUACAAUCGGUUCUAUCUCCCCCUGAUGCCUUUGGAUACACAAGGCGGAGUAAUAUACAUGCGCCCUCCUCAGGACCAUUGCUAUUACCGCCGGAGAGGGCAAGGCACACGGCCCAAUUGGUGUUCGCCACUCAUGGCGAGCUUCCUGGGUUACGUUUUAUGCCAGAGGGGACACCGAAAAGGUCUGCGAUAUCUACCACGAGCAAUUCGCUACUAUCAUUAGCAAAAAUCUUCCAAGAUGCCAUGUCUAAUGGGGGCACCUUCCCGAGGCUCUUGCGUCAGCCCUCUGGCAUUGGUGAUAUUUUGGCGCUCUACUAUCUCUCCCUAUCACUUUCCGAGAGCCCCUCAACGGCUAACAACGUCGGAAUUUUGUUGGCCAGUGUUCAACAUACAAGUUCAACACAGCAAUCGCACAUGUUCGAAAGCCCGAAUAUUCCGCAAAUCCCGGGAAUCGCUCCAGGCAGUGGCCUCGCUCUAGCUCUCGCCUAUUAUAACUACGGUUUAAGCUUGGAUUCCAAACAUGUCCACCUUCAUACGAACCUCGGAAGUCUGCUUAAGGAUAUCGGACAGCUUGAUCUAGCAAUCCAAAUGUACGAACAGGCCGUGGCUUGCGACGGGAACUUUGACAUCGCCCUUACAAACCUAGCCAAUGCUGUCAAGGAUCGUGGCCGCAUUAGCGACGCCAUUAUCUACUAUAGACGAGCCGUCAAUGCCAAUCCCGAUUUCGCGGAAGCUGUGUGUGGUCUAUCCACUGCUCUCAACUCCGUCUGCGAUUGGAAUGGCCGGGGUGGUGUGCUUUUGCAUGGCGGAACGUAUGACCGUUGGCAUGUUGACGAAAAGGGGAUGCUUCGGGAUGUGAGAAAUGAAGGGGCCGGCAGCGGCUUGAUGAAAAGAGUCGUUGAUAUUGUCUCGAAACAACUCGCGGACUCGUAUCAUUGGGGCGCUGGUGCCCUGCGAAACGGAGCUCUCGAAUUAUUAAGCCCCCAACUCAGCCUAUCAACAAUAGAGACGCAACAGUUAAACAUUGAGAACGAGCUUCGUAAGUGGGCCGGCCGCCCGUGGGAAGGCUCAAGAAUUUUGCGGCUUGUGGAACGCUCGAUGAAAACGACGAUGAGGCGAUGGUAUCUAGAUGUCCACGUCCACGGCCGGCCGUCACAGUCGGGAUACCCCCGGCUAAGAUUGCCGCCUUCGCUAGCUGUACCAUCUGCACCCACGGUACUUCCUUUUCACACCUUCACUUGUCCGUUGACGGCCAAGGAUAUACGGAUGAUUUCCCAAAGAAAUGCUGCUAGGAUAUCAUGCUCGACUCUCAAAUCAGCAUGGCUUCCGAACUCCGUUUAUAUGCCGCCGCCGCCUCCUCGCCCACACCUUAAUGUCGGAUAUGUUUCUUCGGACUUUAAUAAUCAUCCACUUGCACACCUGAUGCAAUCCGUAUUCGGAUUCCACGACCCAUCACGGGCGAAAGCCUUCUGUUAUGCCACAACUGCUAGUGAUAAGUCGGUCCACAGGUUACAAAUCGAGCGUGAAGCCCCCGUGUUUCGUGACGUGAGUAAUUGGCCAUCAGAGAAGCUCGUGGAACAAAUAGUCAGGGACGAAAUUCAUAUUCUUGUCAACCUCAACGGCUACACUAGAGGGGCAAGAAAUGAAAUAUUUGCAGCUCGACCCGCCCCGAUCCAGAUGUCUUUCAUGGGGUUUGCUGGCACACUCGGAGCCGAAUGGUGUGAUUAUAUCUUGGCCGAUGAAACCGCCAUUCCACCUUCCACAUUACGGCCCAUGAGAAGCAACAUUAGUCUAGAAGAUGUUUUCCGAGAUGACGAGUUCAGUGAUACUAACGGUUGGAUGUAUUCCGAGAACAUCGUUUUCUGUCGCGAUACUUUCUUUUGUUGCGAUCAUGCGCAGUCAUGCGAUACGGACGAGAGGAAAAUCACGUGGGCCGAUGAGCAACGGCGCAGGUGGAAAAUGCGCAAAGAAAUGUUCCCUAAUCUUCCAGACGACACCAUUAUCCUCGGUAACUUCAACCAGCUAUACAAGAUUGAACCGUCAACAUUUCGGACGUGGUUGCGCAUCCUCUCCAACGUACCCAAGGCAAUUCUGUGGCUUCUCAGGUUUCCCGAGCUCGGCGAGAAUAACCUCAAGAAAACGGCGAGGGCCUGGGCAGGCGAAGAUGUGGCGAGCCGAAUUAUCUUCACGGAUGUAGCACCAAAACAACAACACAUCUCACGAGCCCGUAUCUGCGAUCUCUUUCUGGAUACGCCCGAAUGCAAUGCGCACACAACCGCAGCCGAUGUUCUAUGGUCUAGUACUCCGUUGUUGACCCUGCCCAGAUAUCCUUACAAGAUGUGCUCACGUAUGGCGGCAUCAAUCCUCAAGGGGGCAUUGCCAAAGACGGCUCAAGGAGACGAGAUCGCCCGGGAACUUAUUGCUUCCAAUGAUGCGGACUACGAAUCCUUGGCGACUCGGCUUGCAGGAAGCCUCACUUAUCAAUACACAAAUGGCCAAUACUGUGAAGGGUACGGGCGAUUAGCUGAAAUACGAAGGGUUCUUUUUGACGCAAAGUGGACAUGCGCCCUCUUCGACACACAUAGAUGGGUAACUGAUCUCGAAAGAGCAUAUCAAGAAGCAUGGCGGCGUUGGGUGGCUGGAGAGGGCGGUGAUAUUUACCUAUAGGAUGGCGAAGCAUAUAUGCAAGAUGAGAGCAAUUUUGAUGCUCGAUUUUGCACCUGAUGUCGAUGGGAAACGAUGUCAAGUACUCGAAGCUGCUGUGGAUAUUUUUAUCUCAUUAGAUAUAAUAUCUCCUUCGGUAAUACCUUAGGGAGCGAGGAGUUCUGGCGACUUGGGAGGGAACCGGCGUGUCAAUUAAGCCUACGCCAGGCCCUUGUUUGCAUUUUCCAACCUGGUUAUGAGACAGGUAUACAUGAAGAAUUCAAUUUCUAUGAUAGAAUAGGUGACGGACUCGGACCAAGUGCUGGUAGGGUUACGUCACAUAGGGACGGGAAUUUCAAGUCGUUUCAGUAGCGACU
Molecule: messenger RNA, 5412 nt
Organism: Hypoxylon trugodes
Lineage: Eukaryota; Fungi; Ascomycota; Sordariomycetes; Xylariales; Hypoxylaceae
Product: glycosyltransferase family 41 protein
Exons: 4
Coding region: 287-5059 (1590 amino acids)
Biological process (GO): protein O-linked glycosylation
Molecular function (GO): glycosyltransferase activity; protein binding
Source: RefSeq, a predicted model, not a curated record